AAAUGAGAGAAAAAUCAAAAGCUAUUAAUGCCAAAAUGUUUUCUUGAAUUGUUUUCCACCUAAAGUCCGAGAUCCCUGGUGUCCACGCCUCCCCAUUGGCCACACCAUUUUUCAACUCUCCCUCUCUCUCUUCUCACUUCAACUCCUACUCUUCCAUCUCCAUUCUUUGAGCUCAAAUCUUGGAGCACUUUUUUGUUAAAAAGGAUAUAACUCAUUUUUCCUUCAAAUUUAAUAGUACUAAUCAAUUUCCAAAAUUGAGUCUUGAAUUUGAUGAAUCAAUUCGAGCAAAACACGCAGAUGGGCUCGGGGCUGACCCGAUACAGGUCGGCCCCGAGCUCGUAUCUGACUAGCCUUCUGAGCUCGGAAGGCGGAUUCGGAGAAGAAGACUUCGCCGAGCUCUUCAACCCGCGAGCCUCCAGCCCUGAGACGCAGGUCAUCUUCUCCAGGUUCAUGAACAGCACCCCUCCUCUCCCGCCGAGAAAGCCGGAGAAUGAUGACUUUAUUCAACCUCCCCCGCAGAAGCUGCAGAGGCACCACAGCAACGAUUACUCCUCCGCAUCUCAGAUGAUGUUUCCCACCACCCACAAUUCCGACGCCGACGCCACUUAUGGAGGAAAACACUUUCCGCCGCAGAUCAAGAUGGAAAGCGGCGGCGGCGGCCUUAUUCGCCACAGCAGUUCUCCGGCUGGCCUCUUCGCAAACAUAAACUUCGAAAAUGAGUUCAAACCAAUGAACUACACUUCUUCUCCGGCGAUGAACUCGAUCUCAGAAAUCGAUAGCAAAGGCAAUGCAGAGGAUGAUGUCGACUUCAUCACUGGUUUACCUUGGGAUGAUUCGCCGCUCUUGUCUGAUUCUUACCUAAACGAUCAGAAGAAGGAAGCAGGAGAUAAUCGGCCGAAGACGACUCUGUUGUCUCAUCACCUGAGCUUGCCCAAAGCAGCAAUGGAGAAGCUUCUGGAAGAUUCGGUUCCUUGCAAGAUCAGAGCCAAGAGGGGCUGUGCUACUCAUCCUCGGAGCAUUGCUGAAAGGGUUAGAAGAACGAAGAUCAGUGAGCGGAUGAGGAAGCUUCAAGAACUCGUGCCCAAUAUGGAGAAGCAAACGAAUACAUCGGAUAUGCUGGACUUGGCUGUUGAUUACAUAAAGGAUCUUCAGAGACAAGUAAAGACGCUUUCGGGUAAUCAAGCCAAGUGUAGCUGCUCAGCUAGAUCAAAUGGCUACUGAUGUUGCAAGAUGAUGAAGGAGAAAAAGGCCAAGUUCAGUGUCAGUAUAUAUAUUCUAUCAGAUUGUAAGUCUCUUGAUGUUUUCUCUUCCUUAGGUUGAUCAACUUAAUCAAUGUUUCUUUUUUUAUCUCUUUUUUUAUCUUUGUUUUGAGGUUGAGGUUCAAUUAGAUUGAGCUCCUUGUCACAUACUCCUAUUUUAGAAGAAAGGCAUGUACAAAAUUGUCAAUUUGGAUAAAAGAAAUGGUACUUUUCUAGCUAUCUUUGAUCUUUAGAAAAAAUGAGCUUUUGUGGUCACUUUUAUUAUUAAAGAUAAAAUAUGCGAGAGUCAUAACUGCACUUUGAUUAUCCAAAAUGACUCUCCAAAUACUAAUGGGGUUUUAAUAAUAAAAGUAUGUUUUUCCAUUAUGAUAGCUAGAAAAGGUAUUUUGGUUAUCCAAAUUGGCAAAUCUUGUGCAUUCCCACUUCUCAAAUUGGUAAAUUGUUAUGUUAGGUGAAGUCCAUAAAAAUUCUUCUAAAUAAAAUGAGUUGAAUUACCUGUUGAAGUUGAA
Molecule: messenger RNA, 1768 nt
Organism: Salvia hispanica
Lineage: Eukaryota; Viridiplantae; Streptophyta; Magnoliopsida; Lamiales; Lamiaceae
Product: transcription factor bHLH122-like
Biological process (GO): regulation of transcription by RNA polymerase II
Cellular component (GO): nucleus
Molecular function (GO): RNA polymerase II cis-regulatory region sequence-specific DNA binding; DNA-binding transcription factor activity, RNA polymerase II-specific; protein dimerization activity
Source: RefSeq, a predicted model, not a curated record